Rasamsonia emersonii CBS 393.64 is the source of this 2421-nucleotide messenger RNA. RefSeq names its product Vacuolar transporter chaperone (Vtc4). Gene Ontology annotation, biological process: microautophagy; vacuole fusion, non-autophagic; vacuolar transport. Gene Ontology annotation, cellular component: fungal-type vacuole membrane; vacuolar transporter chaperone complex. The transcript is spliced from 5 exons. The record is from RefSeq and is a predicted model, not a curated record. NCBI's taxonomy places the organism in Eukaryota, Fungi, Ascomycota, Eurotiomycetes, Eurotiales, Trichocomaceae. The coding region runs from base 1 to 2421 and encodes 806 amino acids.
AUGAGGUUCGGCGAACAGCUGCGGUCGUCCAUGAUCAAGGACUUCUACUGGCAUUACAUUGCCUAUGAAGACCUCAAGGACGCCCUCAAGACUCAAUUCGUCACCGAGCCCACCCCGGACAAUCCCAAGCCCGACCGCAAGCCCUGGACUGAGGAAGAUGAGAAACGCUUCGUGGCGCUGCUCGAGAGUGAGCUCGACAAGGUCUUCACCUUCCAGAAGAUCAAGAGUGAGGAGAUCAUCCGCCGGAUUCAGACGAGUGAGCGAGAGGUCAAUGAAGUAGUCUCUCGUCUCGACGCCGGGCCCGGUCGACCCAAUCGUCCGACCGACGAAGAUUUCCUCCUCCUCGAGGCCGACCUCAGCGACAUCAUCGCGGACGUCCACGAUCUGGCCAAAUUCACUCAACUGAACUACACGGGCUUCCAGAAGAUCAUCAAGAAACAUGACAAACAAACCGGGUGGUUUCUCAAACCCGUCUUUGCCGCCCGUCUCAACGCCAAACCCUUCUUCAAGGACAACUACGAUGCCUUUGUGGUGAAGUUGUCGCGCCUCUAUGACCUCGUCCGGACCAAAGGAAACCCCGUCAAGGGAGACAGUGCCGCCGGUGGGGGCCAGCAGAACUUUAUACGCCAGACCACCAAGUACUGGGUGCAUCGCGACAACAUCACCGAGGUCAAGCUGCUUAUUCUGAAGCAUCUCCCUGUACUGGUCUUCAAUCCCAGCAAGGAAUUUGAGGAGAAGGAUUCGGCCAUUUCAUCCAUCUACUUCGAUAAUCCCGAAACAUGGGAGCUCUACACCGGGCGUCUGAAGAAGACCGAAGGAGCCGAGGCGAUUCGACUCCGGUGGUACGGUGGCAUGGAGAAUGAUCAGAUCUUUGUCGAGCGAAAAACGCAUCGAGAGGACUGGACAGGAGAGAAAUCGGUCAAGGCUCGGUUCCCCAUGAAGGAAAAGCAUGUAAACGCGUUUUUGUCCGGUCGGAUGACGGUCGAGCAAGUAUUCGAAAAGAUGCGCAAGGAAGGUAAGAAGUCGGAGCAGCAGAUCGCCGACUGGGAGCAAUUGGCGCGAGAGAUCCAAUAUCGAGUCAUCUCUCGGAAGUUCAGGCCCGUUGUCCGGACUUUCUAUCAUCGGACUGCGUUCCAGCUUCCCGGCGACGCUCGUGUCCGGAUUUCCCUGGAUACGGAGUUGUGCAUGAUCCGUGAAGAUAGUCUGGAUGGCAAGCGACGCGCGGGUGACAACUGGCGCCGGAUGGACAUCGGCAUCGACUUCCCCUUCUCCCAACUGCCACCCGAGGAUAUCGUGCGGUUUCCCUACGCCGUGCUGGAGGUCAAGCUCCAGACCCAGGCUGGCCAGGAGCCUCCGAAGUGGAUUCGCGAUCUCACCGCCAGCCACCUUGUCGAAGCAGUCCCCAAGUUCAGCAAGUUCAUCCAUGGCUGUGCCACUCUUUUCCCAGACCGGAUCCAUCUUCUGCCGUUCUGGUUUCCCCAGAUGGAUGUAGAUAUCCGGAAACCCGCCACGCGCCGAUAUGGCAUUGAGCGGCCUACCCACAGUACGAGUAUAUCCACGAGCGACGACAUGGACGACGAGGAAUCGGAGGACGAGGAGGGACAAGAGCAUCGUGCUGCUGAUCGCGAAGGCCAGCCUUCGCGCCAGGACCGGGAUGAAGUAGACGGCCAUAGGCACGAUGGUUCGCUUCCUGAAGCGACCGGGAAUGAGCUGGACAUUGAGGAGCGGAUCGCAGCCAAUUUCCUGGCUGGUGAGGAAGACUAUCCCCUGUAUGAUUCGGACGAUGAGUCGGAAACUUCGGACACGUUAGAAGAGGCACGGCGCGUGGGAGGAGCUUAUUACUAUAAGAAACUGCUCAGUCAUUAUACCCGCCGCACGGGACAUGCGGCUUGGGAAGCGCUCAAGGCCAUCCUGCCGGGGCCGCGGGCCACGCCGAUGCCAGACGAAGGAACGAAUGGAAUUACCAUUAUGGGGACAGGGAAGCGUAGCGUGAAGCGGUUCAUUGCUCCAAAGGGCAAACGUAUUCACGUCCCCGUUCGUGUCGAGCCCAAGGUCUAUUUUGCGGCAGAGCGAACGUUUCUCUCGUGGCUGGAAUUCUCCAUUAUCCUCGGGUCGAUAGCUGGGACCCUGCUAAAUUUCGGCAGCGAUUAUGUGACCUUCGCCUCGGCGUGGGUCUUCACUGUCAUUGCGGUGAUGUCGUUGCUGUACAGUGCGAUCCUGUACAUUUGGCGUGUGGAUAAAAUCCGCAAGCGGCGUGAUGUCAAACGCGUCUACCACGAGAAAUGGGGUCCUACGAUUCUGUGCUUGGGGCUGUUGACGGCCGUGUUGGUGAAUUUUAUCCUCCGCAUUCAACAUGGCGGCUUCGAGGCGGAUGACAGCGACAAGCUGGGUAGAGUACCAAAACAUAGGUGGGAGGUGUAA